UCCCCUCCCAAUCAUGUGAUUCAGGUGUUCCAAUCCCCUCCAUAUCAUGUGAUUCAGGUGUUCCAAUCCCCUCCAUAUCAUGUGAUUCAGGUGUUCCAAUCCCCUCCAUAUCAUGUGAUUCAGGUGUUCCAAUCCCCUCCCAAUCAUGUGAUUCAGGUGUUCCAAUCCCCUCCAUAUCAUGUGAUUCAGGUGUUCCAAUCCCCUCCCAAUCAUGUGAUUCAGGUGUUCCAAUCCCCUCCAUAUCAUGUGACUCAGGUGUUCCAAUCCCCUCCAUAUCAUGUGAUUCAGGUGUUCCAAUCCCCUCCAAAUCAUGUGAUUCAGGUGUUCCAAUCCCCUCCAAAUCAUGUGAUUCAGGUGUUCCAAUCCCCUCCAUAUCAUGUGAUUCAGGUGUUCCAAUCCCCUCCCAAUCAUGUGAUUCAGGUGUUCCAAUCCCCUCCCAAUCAUGUUAUUCAGGUGUUCCAAUCCCCUCCCAAUCAUGAUUCAGGUGUUCCAAUCCCCUCCAUAUCAUGUGAUUCAGGUGUUCCAAUCCCCUCCCAAUCAUGUUAUUCAGGUGUUCCAAUCCCCUCCCAAUCAUGAUUCAGGUGUUCCAAUCCCCUCCAUAUCAUGUGAUUCAGGUGUUCCAAUCCCCUCCUAAUCAUGUGAUUCAGGUGUUCCAAUCCCCUCCAUAUCAUGUGACUCAGGUGUUCCAAUCCCCUCCAUAUCAUGUGAUUCAGGUGUUCCAAUCCCCUCCCAAUCAUGUGAUUCAGGUGUUCCAAUCCUCUCCAUAUCAUGUGAUUCAGGUGUUCCAAUCCCCUCCAUAUCAU
Molecule: messenger RNA, 803 nt
Organism: Staurois parvus
Lineage: Eukaryota; Metazoa; Chordata; Amphibia; Anura; Ranidae
Source: the annotation of a GenBank genome assembly